Cimex lectularius (bed bug) is the source of this 601-nucleotide messenger RNA. It is a transcript of the gene RpS23, whose product is annotated as 40S ribosomal protein S23. Gene Ontology annotation, molecular function: structural constituent of ribosome. NCBI's taxonomy places the organism in Eukaryota, Metazoa, Arthropoda, Insecta, Hemiptera, Cimicidae. Gene Ontology annotation, biological process: translation. Gene Ontology annotation, cellular component: cytosolic small ribosomal subunit; ribosome. The transcript has 4 exons. The coding region runs from base 102 to 533 and encodes 143 amino acids. The record is from RefSeq and is a predicted model, not a curated record.
UUGAUCUCCUAGCGGUUAAAAUUGCCAACUGUAGGAACGGGCCUUCCUUCAUUCUUGUUCCUUCAGAUCUUUCCGGUUAACAACGUGUUUCGUUUGUCGACAUGGGUAAACCUCGUGGUAUUAGGACAGCUAGGAAGCAUGUAAACCACCGAAGGGACCAAAGGUGGGCUGACAAAGAUUACAAAAAAGCCCAUCUUGGUACCAGGUGGAAGGCCAACCCUUUCGGAGGUGCUUCCCACGCCAAAGGAAUCGUUUUGGAAAAAGUUGGUGUUGAAGCCAAGCAGCCCAACUCUGCCAUCAGAAAGUGCGUCAGGGUUCAGCUGAUCAAGAACGGAAAAAAGAUAACCGCCUUCGUACCGCGGGAUGGUUGCUUGAACUUCAUUGAAGAAAAUGACGAAGUUUUGGUUGCGGGUUUUGGUAGGAAGGGUCACGCCGUUGGUGAUAUCCCUGGUGUCCGUUUCAAAGUGGUCAAAGUAGCUAACGUAUCCCUGUUGGCUUUGUACAAAGAGAAGAAAGAGAGGCCAAGAUCUUAAAUUGGCUUUUUUUAUUUUAUACUAAUUAAAAACUAAAUGUACUCUAUUUAAUUAAAAGUAUUGUACAU